CGUGAAUUUUGAGGUCGGAAGGUAUGGGUUUUGGGGUACCAAAGCCCGAAGCGAUUGAAUUUCGUCCAAUCAACCGAACCAAACCGCCUCCUUCCACGCACCUCUGUUCUUCAAGCUCCCACCACGUUCCUCGCCAUCUUCACUAAAUGACAACCAUCAUUGGGAACUUUCCAUGUAUUUGCUCAAGAAACGUUUCUAAGCAUCUUUGGAAGGAAACAAGUUUCUCAACUUCAUGUUUUAGUCAUUUCAAUCUUGUUUGCAAAGAACGGUUUUCGCCAAGAUGUAAGAAAUUUGUGUGUUUCCACAACCGAGUUUCGAGAAAACCUUGCCUAACUUUUGCUACUAAAAGAGAUGGUGCCAUGGAUUCAGAUGACUUGGAAGAUGAAGAAGACACUGUAAGUUGGAUAUUUGAAUUCCUUCUAGUUUUGUUAUUUUUAUUCCAUAACUUUGUAUUUAGUUUCCUAGACCCUACUUUUUGUGGGAUUUUACAUUUUUACUGGAAUAAUAGGAUAUAAAGAUUGUUUAUUAGCAACUUGGUUUGAGUCAAGUAUGUAAGUGGGAGGUCCAAUGGUGAUUUGUGGGGCGUCUACCAUUGGAUGUUACUUGGUUAGAGGCAACCCAUUUGAGCCGGUUUGAGCCCAUUUGUUCACCGUUUCGUCUGCAAAUCCAAAUUUGAGCUAAGGGAAUGUGUUAGAGUAUUUGAGUUUUAGUGUAAUAUAUGAACGGGAGUAAAACUGGGAUCUUAAGGGCUACUUAGGGGGACAUAGACCCAGUUUAACAAAGAGUUAAUCCUUCCGUCCUGCUAAGUUUGGGACUGGUGAAUGUGACACAAAAUUGAGAAAAGGUAAUAUUGUGUGAAUGACAUAGAGUUUGUAAAGGGCAAGUGAUUUUUGGCUACAUUAAUAUGACUGGGUAUGGAAAGUCAUAAAGUUGGGAUGAACCAAAGUGAAAAAAAAUGGGAUAAGCAUAGUGGGACAUUGGGAGUACAACAAGCUAUGGACUAGGAUAAAAACUUACCAGGUCAUAUCCAAAAAAUCCUAGAUCUCCACAUGUUCCUAUCUUAGGUGAUAUUCUCAGUAAAAAUUGAAGUCGUAAAUCCUGCCUAAUCACCUUCUUUCAACUCUUCCUAGGUCUUACUCUACCCACUGUCACAUCCAGCAGUCCACCACCGCAAGCCUCUCACAUUUGUUUGAUAGCGAAUUUGUUUCCCAUUCAUGGUAUAUAGAAAGUAAUUGAAGUUAUUAUUUGUGUGUUACAAAAUCAUAGAUAAAAUGUGGUUAACGUAAUAUGUACUGAAAAUUGAAGAUGAAUUAUAACUUUGACAUGAGGUUCAGGUAAAUAAUGAUAUAUUAAGAGCUAACUUCGAAAGAACCAUUGGCAAUGACGAUUCUUUGUUUAGUGGAAUUGACCUGGCAACUCUAAUACGGAACAAGUUUGGCCGGUCCUAUGAUGUUCAACUGAUUAAGAAGGAAUUCAUGGGAAAAAAACUUCUGGCUCUAAAUGUGAUGUGGAAGUACAUGGAAGAGGUGAGAUCAGUCAUUGAUUCAACCAUGCAGAUAAAUUUGNUUAUAGACAUGGAUGAAUCCGGAGGCCGAGCAAGUGAGUGGAUAUACAAAUAGAAACACUUUUCAGGAAGUCCUAGCAAACCAUUUCCGCCGCCGCAUCUGCCGUCGAUCCCUUGCCGCCGCCGCCUCUGCCGCCACCAUCGUUGCCAACCACCAAAAAGAUGGUGUCUAACUCGGAUGAGGGAAUCCCUCCCGCAUCAACACCAAAUGGACAGCGGCUCCCCAAUGCAUCCUCGUCUACCAUAGAAGCCAGACUUUGAUGCUUCCGACCUCCAAAAAUCUUGCUUGAAUUGAAUAGAGAAGAACUCAUAGAAGAGAUAAGAAAACAAGAAGUGGUCGCCGUGAAGAAGAUUAGUCCAAGAGCCGUGGAGUUGCAAAAUCUUUCAAUUUUUUGUCAGAUUUUGGGUUUAGAUUUCAAUUUAUACCCAAAGUCCAAAAUCCAUCAAAAUCCAUAUUUUACAAAAAUCUAUCAAAAUCCAUUGAUUUUUGAAUCUCUAUCUCUAUAUAUACAAUGGUGAGAGCCGAAAAUGAACAGUACUCCCGCCCAAAUUUUUGGGUCGGGUCACUGUUUAAUGGGCUCAGUGUACGGUUAUGAAGCCCAUUAGUUUAGAAAGUAAACGGCAAAAAAAAAAAUUAGACCAAGGUAUCAGGUAUGCUUCUCCCCCAGCUUAUUAGGGAAGCUUCACUAUCGAGAUCUUCACCAGCGUCUCAUUCCUCCUUCUAUCACACCCGCUUCACAAUCUUCAUAUUUGUUCAGUAUCAGUGGAGAAAAAAUAUCAAGAUCUUCACCAUAGUGAAGGUAUGUUAACGGCUGUCCGAACUCAGUGGAGGACGAACUCGAGGUUAUGGCUAGGCAUGUUGGCGAUAGUUGAAGAAAAAGAAAUUGAUUUUGGCAUCUAGAUUGCAUGCUAUGUGUUUGAUGAAAUUCCUCAAAGAAGCUUCUAGGAGUCGGAGAAGCCAAUAUGGCAGCUAGAACAUCGUGCAAUUCCAUCCACAAUAACUUCAGAUCAGCUCCCCAGUUCAUAUUGUCUUUAGGAGAUGCAGGCGGAUUUAUAUCCUGGAGAUGACUUUCAGGUGUGUGCCUUGAAAUGGUCUCUUGAUGAGAGAGGAAUUGCAUCUGGUGGCAAUGAAAAUCAGGUUAGAGAGGUCAUUGUCGCAGGUAUGAUGCUCAAACUUCCUUUGUCUCUAUCUGUGAGCUUUAAGCAGUAUUUUAUUCUUCUUGAACUCAUUUUGGGGAAAUAGAUAGGUACAAGUUAAUUGUGACGUUAUGUGAGUUAGUAGAUUCUUUCUAUAAGAACAGUCAACAUACAUAAACAAGAAAAGUAUGUCUGAAGAAUGGUAUGGGUGCAAGUGAGUAAAAUGCAGUUGGUUGUCGAUAAAUUAUUCACUCUAAAAAGGAAAAAAAGCUGCUAGAAUUAUCUUACUAUUUACAAAAGCAACAAAAAAAUUUGCAAUUUCGAAAAUUUAGGUGUAAGUGGGCCGGGUUAUUAGCUGGGUUGGACAUUGGGUAAAAAAUUUUCCUUUAUUUUUGCCUAAAUGUUUGGACGGUUACCCCCAUCAAUCUCACGCACACACAUCCGUUUCAAAGGAGGGCAAUAAGGACAACUACCCCAAAUUGGAAGAAAAGGGAGCUGAAAUUACGCUCUCUUAGUUUUCAACUCGCUGGAAUCUAUGGUAGGUUGGCUAAAAUUUCAAAAGUCUAGCUUGACGUCACUGAUCUUCUACUCCCACCAUCUGCUUUUCAAAUCUGUCUGCCUUAGUCUGUUCAAAAAUAGACAAAGGAACACCACAAAAUUUUAUCUGCCUAAAUAUUUUAUGAAAUGAUAUCCGUUCAUUACCUCUAUUAAAGUUCGUGUCCAGUCAAAACUCACUUAAUAUGGGAUGGAGGGAGUAGUUUGUCUUCAUUAAGAAUGACUCUUUUUGGGGAUAAAAUCAUGUUAAGAAACAAAGCUCUGUAUACAACCAAUGGAGUAAUAUUAUAUUUUGUAUCAGUAACUAAAACAUGCAUGUUUAAACACUACACUCUCUAAAAAACACUAAACUUAUAGUCGUUAAAACACUCAUGAUUAUCAUGAGAACAUCUAAUAAUGUUUAAUAAAAUAGAGUCCUCUCAAUGUUCAGGUGAGUUAGACACAGACUAAGGCAUAUUUGGUGAUGCCAGAGUUGGGAAUUUUAGACAAUGUAUUUACAUCUAACCAUCCACAUGACUCCAUAACUGGUAAAUGCAGAGUUGUGGACAUCUCUGCUGGAUUCUUGCUGUUGUGAAAUGUUGUUGGAUACUUGGUCUUGCUGAAUAUGGACAUGGAGAUACUGCUUCACUCAUGGCUGGACCUUGGCGCUGGAAAUUCAUGGAAGUUGCUGGAAAGCUGCUGGACAGGGGGCUCUCAACGACUUGCUGCUGCUUUGGAAAUGGGGGCAACUGGACGGGGCUGCUGGACAGAGGUGCUGGUAUAGCCAUCAGCAUUGGCCUUGGAAGACCUCCUGACCCGCUGCUGCUUUGGGAAUGGGGCUGCCGCACCUACUUCUACAUGGAGAAUGGGGCUGCUACUUCUGGACUCCUAUGUUGGGGCUGCAAUUGGAUUUGAAACUUAGAGUGGGACCCUUGGAGCUUGGACAUGACGAUGGAUAUGCUGCUGCUGUUAGACUUGCUGGACAUGUUCCUCACAACGGGGCUGUUGUGGAAUGAAGGUUUGGUUGUAUCCUACAAAUACAUCGAUGCCUUUUGCUUAAACUUAAGGAUGGUUAUUGACUUAUUGUGCUUUACCUAGACUACUAUUGCUUGGACCUGGAUUGAUAAUGGUUUGCUUUGGAAGUCUUUCUGCAUUUUGAUACGAAACAUUUGGAAUUACUCCCUAUCAAAAGAAUGGGAGCUGUUUUGCACACUUGGGAAACAGGUUGGUACCUCUUAUUGCUGGUGAUGCUUGCUGAAUGGAUUUUGUGGAUUAUUUGUGGAUCAUCUCGCCACACGUCUUUUCUUACUAUGUGGCAUGUUAUUGAACUCUAUUGUAUGUUUUGGUUUUGAGUUGCAAUUAUUUAUUUGAUAUAAUUAUUUGAUAUAGUCUAAAGAUUAAGUAUUGACAUCAUUAUGGUUAAGUAUUUGACAUUGAUGUAUUUGUUUGAUUACGGGUAAUAAUAAUUUACAUGUUACCUU
This is a messenger RNA of Cuscuta campestris, 4716 nucleotides long. The record is from the annotation of a GenBank genome assembly. NCBI's taxonomy places the organism in Eukaryota, Viridiplantae, Streptophyta, Magnoliopsida, Solanales, Convolvulaceae.